This is a messenger RNA of Periophthalmus magnuspinnatus, 4377 nucleotides long. RefSeq names its product cadherin-6-like. The transcript is spliced from 11 exons. Gene Ontology annotation, biological process: adherens junction organization; calcium-dependent cell-cell adhesion; multicellular organism development. Bases 21 to 2276 code for a protein of 751 amino acids. Gene Ontology annotation, cellular component: adherens junction; catenin complex; plasma membrane. Gene Ontology annotation, molecular function: cadherin binding; calcium ion binding. Lineage: Eukaryota; Metazoa; Chordata; Actinopteri; Gobiiformes; Gobiidae. The record is from RefSeq and is a predicted model, not a curated record.
AGAGGGUCAGGAGAGGAUGGAUGUGGAACCAGUUCUUUCUACAGGAGGAGUACACGGGCAGCGAUUACCAGUACAUCGGGAAGCUGCAGUCGGACCAGGACCGAGGGGACGGGGCAGUGAAAUACGUACUCUCUGGUGAGGGGGCGGGCUCCAUCUUUGUGCUGGACGAGAACAACGGAGACCUGCAUGCCACGCGCCGCCUGGACCGCGAGGAGAAGGCCUUCUACGUACUCCGGGCCACCGUAGUCAACAAGCGCACGGGCCUCAAACUGGAGCCCGAGACAGAGUUUGUGAUUAAACUACACGACAUCAACGAUAACGAGCCCACCUUCAGCAAAGAGGUGUAUACAGGAAGUGUGCCAGAGAGGAGCGAGAUAGGCACGUCGGUGAUCCAGGUCACAGCCACAGACGCAGACGACAGCAUGUACGGUAACAGCGCCAAACUGGUGUACAGCAUCAGCCAGGGACACCCGUACUUCUCUGUGGACCCCAACACCGGGGUGAUCCGUACAGCUCUGGGGCCCGGGGACAUGGACCGCGAGCAGAGGGAGCACUACCAGGUCGUUAUCGAGGCUAAAGACAUGGCCGGACAGAGAGGAGGCCUGACCGGGAGCACUAUAGUCAAUAUUACCCUGACCGACGUAAACGACAACGCACCCAGCUUCACCCAGAGUAUCUACCAGUUCCGGGUGCCUGAGUCGUUCAAACACGGCUCUCCCGUGGGGCGAGUCCGGGCCACAGACAGAGACAUCGGGCAGAACGCUGAGAUGUUCUUCACCAUCGUGAGCGGAGACGGCAUGGACGUGUUCCACAUCUCCACCGACAAACAGAGUCAGGAGGGAGUCAUCUCAGUCAACAAGCCUCUUGACUAUGAGCGCAAACAGUCCUACACGGUGGAGAUCCAGGUGCAGAACACUCACAUAGACCCGCGCUUCUCCUCCGUCGGCUCAAACAACAUGGCCACGGUGCGCAUCAGUGUGGAGGACGUGGACGAGCCGCCCCUCUUCGACAAGCCCUGGUACGAGCUGGAGGUCAAGGAGGACGCGGGGGUCGGGUCAGCUGUGGGGGCGGUCAGCGCGGUGGACCCGGACGGAGCGCGCAGCCCGGUCAAGUAUGCCAUAGACCGGCGCACGGAUUUGGACCGCAUCUUUAACGUCCACCCAGGAAAUGGCUCCAUCUUCCUGCUGCGCCCCAUCGACCGCGAGGAGAGCGCCUGGCACAACAUCUCCGUCAUCGCCUCCGAGUUCAAUAACCCACGACAGAGCAGCACUGUCAACGUGUACAUCAAGGUCCUGGAUAUUAAUGACAACCCCCCUGUGCUGGCUACUACCUACGAGACCUACGUGUGUGAGAAAAGCAAGGCCGCACAGAGGAUCCAGACAAUCAGUGCUGUGGACCCGGAUGAGCCCUCCUCUGGACACCGCUUCUUCUUCAGCCUGGCACCAGAGGGCGCUCACCGCAGCAACUUCACUGUGAGAGACAACGGAGAUAACACGGCGGCCAUUUUGACUCGGAGGAACAGUUACAGUCGACUGCAGCAGAGCGUGUACCUGGUUGCCGUGGUGAUCACAGACGCAGACUACCCCAUGCAGAGCAGCACGGGCACGCUCACGGUGCGAGUGUGCACGUGUGAUCGUCACGGCAACAUGGAACUGUGCAACGCUGAGGCGCUAAGCAGCAGCCCGGGGCUCAGCACAGGAGCACUCAUCGCUAUCCUGCUAUGUGCUGUGAUAUUGCUCAUGAUCGUGUUCUUGUUCGCGGCGCUGAAGCGGCAGAGGAAGCAGGAGCCUCUGAUCAUCUCUAAAGAGGAUGUCCGGGACAACGUGGUGAGCUACAACGACGAGGGCGGAGGAGAGGAGGACACCCAGGCUUUCGACAUGGGUGCUCUGCGUCACCCGGACUCUGCUGCUGUCCUGGAGGAGCCCGCCAAACAGAGACGUGACAUCAUGCCCACCGAUACCCUCCUGUACCCACCCCUCCGCAGACAUGCCCCAUCCGCAAUGCUCCUCCCCCCUCUCGGCCCACGCGACAACAACGGCGAUGUGCGGGACUUUAUCAACCAAAGAGUCCUGGAGCACGACUGCAACCCCACAGCGCCCCCAUAUGACUCUCUGGCCACCUAUGCCUACGAGGGAGCAGGGUCAGUGGCAGAGUCACUCAGCUCACUCGGCUCCGCCUCCUCUGAAGCGGACCAGGACUACCAGUACCUGAGCGAGUGGGGCCCGCGCUUCCGUAAGCUAGCUGACCUGUACGGCGCGGAUGACGACUUCUGCUAACAGACAAUCACACUGGAGCUUUAACCUGAUGGACAGGUGGACUGACAGGAACAAAAGUGACAGGAGCACAGAUCCAAACAUGACGUGAGCAGAGAUUCAAAAGGGUGGUCUGGAAUUUUGUCCUUCUAAAGAUGGCCCACUCCCAGUUUGGAGAAGCACUCUGGAGCAUUGUCAAAAUAUGUGUAGAAGAGACAUAUUUGGCUGUGUUAUAAUGUUAACAUAGCUGGAGCUGUGCUUUGUUUCAUUGCUUCUGCCAGCAGAGGGCGCAAACAAUCCAAAUAUUCUGUGCUCUAAAAGCCAUGUGAUAUUUAUCUAUGUGAUUAUUAUUUAAAUUUCCAACGAAAGAGUUCGGAAGGAAGUUUUGUUCUUUUUGUAUACCUUUUAUAAAUGAUGAAACUUUGAGGUUGGAUUAAAAGUUGAAUAAACCAAAAAUCUUAAGUUUAAAAGUAUGUUAAAAAUUAUGUUAUGUUUAAGUUCAGAAAAAAAUAGGUUGGGCAAUUAAUCAAUUUGUAACUGAGAUCAAGAUUCAGUCAUGUCUAACGGCCAGUGAUCAGUGUUGGUGUUUUUAAUGGAGAGGCCUACAGCAUUCCUACAACAGAGGAAUGGCACUGAUUAAAAGUUUGUCUGGUUUAUGUUCAGGAAAUCUAUACUGUAAGGGCAUUUUAUUUUAUGUUUAAAUAAAAAUGUAAUCAAAUUGAAAACUGAGAUUGAUCAAUUUGAGGAAAAAAAUCUUCAUUCAUUGUUUUUUUGCCCUAUCGCCCAGCCUUUGAAAAAAAUCAAUUCUAUACUCUGAUGACGUCAACCUGCAUUUUUUUUUUUUUUAAAGACAAAACAUUAAUAUUCUAAAGACCCUAUAUUUUGAUAAACCUGCUUUUUGAGCUUUUAACCUUGCGAUAAUCUUGUUUUCUCAUCAAAAACAGAACAGAACUGAUUUACCCCCAUUUUUGAUCUGGCAAUUUCCCAGCUAAACUACCAGCAACGUGCAGAGAAGGUGUAUGUGUGAAUAAAGCCAGAAACCAUCGCUGUGUGGUUUCGUUGGUUACGAUCUUGGUUUCCCUGGUUACACUCAGCUAUUGUGAUCAAACGCAGAGCCAAAUGCAGGUUAUGUGCGAACAAAGUAGUGCCCCCUGCAGCCAACAAUGUUCUGGGACUGGUGCAUGUGUGAAUGGGGCUCAUUGCUGAGAGUGGAAUUUUCUACCUGGCAAUUUUCUGGGAUCUGUGUGUGAAUGGGAUUUAAAAGUAUGUUUACAAACCUGGAUGAUGCAGGAGUGAUCACUGCCUUUGUAUUUUUAUUUUAUUUUUUCAGAAAUGCCCAAAAUGACAUUGUUAUAUGUUUUGCUGUUUAAUGAUUUUAUUUUAAUAUUUUUGCCCUGGUUCUUGUCUGGCAGUUUGCUUCUCCAAACUGGGAUUGCCUUUUGGAAUGUACCUGAAAACAGUGGACUAUCCUUCGUUUACAUUUUUCAGAAUUCCUGAAGGUUUCUUACAUGAUUUUGCCCAAAAACUAACUUGACAACCAUAAUUAUUUUUGACAUUUGACGUUGAUCUCUUAAAUUUGAUUUCAUCUGGUGCUUUUUCACUCCAAACUAUAAGAAUCUCGGAUAUAAUUGAAAAAACUGGACCUGCAGAUUGGAUUUUCUGCAAAUUAAAAAUGGAGUUAUGAUUUUCCUUGCUCCUGACCUGACCUGCCGACCGGUGCAUGCGGAGCUCCGAUACACCUCAUGGAUUUUUAUUUCAAAUGUUGGAACGUUGGAACAUUUGUGACUUCUGACGAACAAGUGGACCACAAUCUUUUUGAGCAAAGUGUCCUUGCGCCUCCUUCGCUUCUCGAACAGGCCUGGCAGUACCCGGGGCUGACCAGAAGGGGGCGAUGACUCUUAUACUUCACUGCUUUUUUAAUGAUUCUUUUGCGUCUUGUACAAUUGGAGCAUUCCAGAGGAGUACCCAGAGAAGUACUUAAAAUGAGUACCCAAAGGAGUACCUGGGUGGAUUCGGACACAGAGUAUCGCUGAUCAGCUUCUGUUUAACGCUGCACACGAGUCUUGGACUGUACAUGUGUUUUGUUUUUUUAUAAGCCGUCUGUUUGUAAAAUAAAACUUGAAUU